UUUCAAGGUCUGACUCAGGUCCCGGCGAGUUCGACUCGAUCUUGAGAAUUCAAUUGCUGCGGAUGGCGAGCGAGCUGAUCAAUCGGAGACACGAGGCGGAUCAACCCACCGCCGAUGCUUACUACCCGAAACCAAUCAAACCAUGGUUCAUGGUGACUCGUCCGAUGCGUUACUUGCUCCGUGAACAGAGACUUAUCUUCGUCCUCGUUGGCAUUGCAAUCGCCACUUUGGUUUUCACUCUUUUCCCUCGCCCCACACAAUCAACCCCUUACUCGGAUCCGUUCUCCGGCUACGGAAUCAGAACCGACGAAUCGUACGUACCGGCUCAGAGGAAACCUAGCCUCGAGUACCUAAACCGGAUCGGAGCUACAGGCGGGAAAAUCCCACUCGGAUUGAAACGCAAAGGACUACGAGUCGUCGUCACCGGUGGUGCUGGAUUCGUUGGAUCGCAUCUCGUCGAUCGUUUGAUGGCAAGAGGAGACACUGUCAUCGUUGUCGACAAUUUCUUCACAGGUCGUAAGGAGAACGUGAUGCACCAUUUCAGUAACCCUAAUUUCGAACUUAUCCGUCACGAUGUCGUCGAGCCGAUCCUUCUUGAGGUUGACCAGAUCUAUCAUCUGGCUUGCCCUGCCUCACCUGUUCAUUACAAAUUCAAUCCCGUCAAGACUAUCAUAUCCUUCUCUUUCUUU
This is a messenger RNA of Camelina sativa (false flax), 689 nucleotides long. The record is from RefSeq and is a predicted model, not a curated record. Lineage: Eukaryota; Viridiplantae; Streptophyta; Magnoliopsida; Brassicales; Brassicaceae.